Amphimedon queenslandica is the source of this 1213-nucleotide messenger RNA. Its product is annotated as band 7 protein AGAP004871-like. Gene Ontology annotation, cellular component: plasma membrane. Lineage: Eukaryota; Metazoa; Porifera; Demospongiae; Haplosclerida; Niphatidae. The record is from RefSeq and is a predicted model, not a curated record. The coding region runs from base 95 to 1042 and encodes 315 amino acids. The transcript has 9 exons.
UGAACCUCGCCCUCUUCCUCCAGUGACCCCUGCUUGUUUCUUGUAAUUGUCCUCCCCUGAUCUUUCCUCUUGAUUCUGCUCUGCCUCUAGUUAUAUGUCAGCUGAACUGGAGGACAUGGCGGCCAGAGAAGAGUAUCAACAAGUAAAAGAGAAACCCCAGACUAGCCACCCCAUCCACGGCUGGGAUGACCAGGAAGAAUCCGCCGGCUGUGGCUCGUCUUUAUGUACCGUUGUCCUCAUAGUAGUCUCCGUUUUCCUGGUUCUGAUAUUCUUUCCUUUCUCCUUGAUCAUGCUUAUUAAGGUUGUGCCAGAGUAUGAGAGAGCUGUUAUUUUCAGACUGGGACGUCUUAUGGACAGAGAAGCAAAAGGGCCUGGUACUUUCUUCAUCUUGCCUUGCAUUGAUCGCUAUCAAACUGUGGACUUGAGAACAAAGUCGUUUGAUGUUCCUCCACAAAAUAUCCUCACCAAAGAUAGCGUCACUAUUUUGGUUGAUGCCGUUGUUUAUUAUAAAAUAUUUGAUCCUGUCAUCUCGAUAACCAACAUCCGUGAUGCCGGGUGGGGUACAAGGCUAUUGGCUCAGACUCUCCUUCGUAAUGUGCUCGGUUCUCACUCUCUUGGAGACGCAAUGACCAAUAGGGAUCUGCUUGCAAACCAGCUGCAGCAAAGUUUGGAUGAAGCCACUGAUCCAUGGGGCGUUAAAGUGGAGCGUGUUGAGAUUAAGGACGUGAGACUGCCACAGAACCUCCAACGAGCAAUGGCUGCCGAAGCUGAAGCAACAAGAGAAGCCAAAGCUAAAGUGAUUGCUGCUACUGGUGAAAUGAGUGCUGCUCGUGCCCUAAAAGAAGCAGCUGAAGUGAUUGCUAAUUCUCCCACUGCCUUGCAGCUUCGCUACCUACAGACCCUCAAUGUCAUUGCUGCAGAGAAAGGCUCCACCAUUUUGUUCCCGAUACCUAUGGACAUGCUUGGAGGAAUGUCUGCCUGGGGAGCAGGGCUGGGAGGAGGAGGAGGAGGACAGGGACUGGAACAGCCAUCAGUCAUAUAAUUACAACCUUUAGAACAUACAGCAAGUAUCGGAUCUGCUGUGAACAUUAAUUAUAACUUUAAGCUACAGAAACCGUCUAUUGACACAUUACACACAUACACUUUGUCGUCUUGUGAGCCUUUGUUACCUCUUUUACAAACUUUAGUUUCAAUAUAUUGAAAAGAAGUGUGA